GCUGAAAAGUUAAGGAAGCUGGUUACAUGUUCUGAAGCUAAUGAAAACACCCUACGGCUCAAGAACAGAGAGGAAAUUUUUGGGUUGUUUGAGAACCAGGAAAAACCAUUCACAAUGAAGCUACAUCUCAGUGCAAAAACUUUUUGACAUGUAUAUAGUACCAUUGCUAAUAGAGGUACAAGUCCAGUACUUGCUUUUGAAAGGGAAGGAUGACAACUUGUCAUCAAGUGCCAUUCGCAAUAUGAUCCGUAUAAAGGCACUAUCGAAGACCACCCAAAUAUUUGUUGAAGCCGAGCCAUCACUUGCUUAUGCUGCAAAGGUGAUUGGGAUCUUAAGUCUCUCUUUGUUGCUGGGAGCAAGGGAUAGGAUUUCGGAGUUCUUGAACAAGAAAGGUUUAGCGAUUGACAAGUCUUUUUUAGCACUACUGUUUGUGUGGAUUGUAACUGUAAAAGGUGCCUACACAACAUUGAAGGAGUUGAAAAUAAUUACAGAGUUGGUCCAGUACUACGUAAAGCUUUUGGAGAAAGAUAAGAAAGAGAAGUAGGUGUAGCCGUGCAGGCUUGCAGUGAGGGAUUGCUCAUUUAGUGUAGCUUCAAAUAAGUAUCACUUAAGACUUGAAGCUUUGUUCAUUUAGUGUUUAUAAUCUUAUGAACUCGAUUAGCACUUGUGUGUUGACUGAUAGUGGGUUGUGUACUUUGUGCUUUUUCUAGCCCCUUUCCAUGUAUAUCUGUUGGACCCCUUCUUAUUGGAUACCUUAUUAUUGAGUUGGAUUUUCAUGCUUCA
Molecule: messenger RNA, 783 nt
Organism: Panicum virgatum (switchgrass)
Lineage: Eukaryota; Viridiplantae; Streptophyta; Magnoliopsida; Poales; Poaceae
Exons: 2
Coding region: 149-544 (131 amino acids)
Source: RefSeq, a predicted model, not a curated record